AUGUCCUUUUUGUUUAAUAUAGAUAUCGAUGAAUGUAAGGAGAACACAUACGAUUGCCCUAAGUUUUCAAGGUGUAAGAACCGAAAUGGUAGCUAUGAAUGUCCCUGUAAAGACGGUUAUCGAAAAGAAUCUGAUGGAACUUGUUCAGAAAUUUGCUUUCCAGAGUGUGAAGAAAAUUUAUAUUGUCAGAGAGGAAAUUGUCUGUGCAGGAGGGGCUUUCAUCUGGGCCCAGACCUAACGUGUCAAUUAGAUUUACUAAGGUCAUCAGGCGUUUCAUUCCAUUCCCGUGUUUUGUUCCUCAUAACUACGCUGCUGUGGUCCCUGGUCCUGCUGUGGCUCGCUGUCUUCUUUUAA
Messenger RNA from Pocillopora damicornis (cauliflower coral), 354 nucleotides. RefSeq lists its product as uncharacterized. Gene Ontology annotation, molecular function: calcium ion binding. NCBI's taxonomy places the organism in Eukaryota, Metazoa, Cnidaria, Anthozoa, Scleractinia, Pocilloporidae. The record is from RefSeq and is a predicted model, not a curated record.